Aspergillus calidoustus is the source of this 3882-nucleotide messenger RNA. The record is from the annotation of a GenBank genome assembly. NCBI's taxonomy places the organism in Eukaryota, Fungi, Ascomycota, Eurotiomycetes, Eurotiales, Aspergillaceae.
AUGAAGCGAUCCAUCUCCAGCAGACUUCAUAACCUUAAAGAUGCCGGAACCUCCAAAGUCAAAACAGUCCUGCGGUCCCCACGGUCUCCGAAACUGCGCCCCGCGUCGCCCUGCGCAAGUGCCUCCUCCGUUGAUCGUAUUUCGUCGCCGGCGCCCCCAGAGCCGAUCCAACCUCAGCCGGCGACAAGCACUUCAUCCUUACCAUCAGAGCCGUCGGAACCGGUAUCCGAUUUUUGGGAUCGUGCAGAGAAAGCCCUCGAAGAGAGUUCCGAUCCCCAGACGAGAAAGGUGAUGGCUGCUUACCUGUCGUUGUUAGAGGAGGCCACAGGGUCCAGUCUUGCCGCCAGGGGAACGUUUACGCGUCAGAAACAACUGUCCGAUCUCACGGCACGCCGAGUUCGAAUGAUAGAGGAGAACCGGAAGGUCAUUACCGUUGGCGGAAAGCAAGUGCCGGUCGAGACUGCGUUGACGACUAUAGUCAAUAAUGUGUCGGUGGUCAAGGAUCUGAUAUCGACGGUCGCGCUGGCGGAGCCACAUGCGGCCCUUGCGUGCGCGGGCCUUGUAUUGGUUACGACUCUUCUCCUGAGGCCUAGGCAAGAGUAUCAAGCUCUCCUGGCAGGACUGGAGUACGUAUCGCAGGUUAUAUAUCAGUUCAACGUCCUCGAGCGUCGUUAUCUCUGUCGCAAGCACGAGAUUGCCCUCCCCGCCGAGCAAGCCGAUCAAUUUACCGAGGGGCUCCAAGCCGCUUUUGUCAGCCUCUACACCAACGUGCUGGAGUUCCAAGCGAGGGCCGUUUGCCAUUUGACAAAGACUUCGGCGGCCCGAGCAGUUAAGGAUAUGUUACAAAUGGAUAAUUGGGGAUCAAUGCUGGAUGGGAUCAAGGAAUCUGAGACUACAUGUCGACAUUUCACGGCGGUGAUCGAUUCGGAGAAGCUACACACGGGGAUGGAGGAGCACACGGCCCAACUGCAAGACAUCAAACAAGACACCGCCCAAAUUCAGAGUACGAUGUUGGGCCAGACGGAGAGGCAGAGGAGAGCACGGCAGGAAGAGGAGCAAGAAAAGCGCAAGCAGUUGUGGAAUGAGCUGCUGGCGGCUCUCUUUACGUCAAACUACGAGGAGCACAAAGGCCGCAAUGCGGAUAGAGUCCAGGGCACAUGCGAAUGGUCCACCAGCCAUCCAUUGCUCAAGAGCUGGAAAGAGGCCCAGUCUUCCAGCUUGUUGUGGAUAUCGGCUGACCCUGGCUGUGGAAAGUCCGUCCUGGCAAAAUACCUCGUUGAUCACGUAGUCCCCACGGCAGAGAAAGGGACCACAUGCUAUUUCUUCUUCAAGGCCGACUCUAGCGACCAAAGAAGCGCAGCGAAUGCCAUGUGUGCCAUCCUCCGGCAGCUGUUCCUUCAGCGACCGGAAUUACGUGAGAAGCACCCGUGGAUACUGGACAAAUUCAGCACCGACAAAAACCAGCUCACUACAUCCUUUCUAUCAUUGUGGGACAUGCUGGUCAAAGUGUCUACGAGCUACGAAGAUGGUGAGGUGAUAUGCAUUUUGGAUGCCCUGGAUGAGUGCGCAGAAGCCGAUCGACAACAGCUCACAGGGGCACUGGAUAAGCUGUACCGCAAUCCAAGCCACAAAGUUGCUCAAGAACGCGCUGCCCACGAUUCACCUGAGCGGCGAGGGCGAAGUCGAAGCCAACAAGAUCGAGCAAGAGAUCAAUCUCGUCAUCCAGAGGAGAGUGGAAGAAAUCGGAGCCAAACUCGAGUUGGAGAACCACGAGCGCUCGUUUCUCAGACAGGAGCUUCUGCUGAUUCCAAACCGAACUUAUUUAUGGGUGACGUGUUAUUCGACAUGGUUGAGAACACUCUCAGCUAUACCAAUAAGCGACUGCGAGAAAUGAUCAAGACCUUGCCCAGAACAGUUGACGAAGCGUAUGAACGGAUCUUGAACCAAAGCCCCGACAAAGAAAAGGCGCGCAAGCUGCUUCACCUGGUUGUUGGUGCUGUCAGGCCACUGACUGUCAGCGAGAUGCGAAUGGCACUGGCUGUGGAUCCGGCUCACAGUGAGUACGCCAGUCUGGACCUGGAGCCCGAGGCACGAUUUGCCAAGACAGUGAGGAACCUCUGUGGCCUGUUCGUGACCAUUGUCAAGAACAGAAUCUACCUCCUACACCAGACAGCCAAGGAGUUCUUAGUAUCGGAUUCGGUGCAACAGAACCACAACAAUUGUAAGAAUGGCGCCAUCUCGCCCACUGUCCACCAACCGCGUGACAACUAUGAGGACGCCGGCACUGGACUCGGUCGGUGGAAACAUUCACUGCAUCCCGUCGAGACAAAUCGAAUCCUGCUUGAAGCUUGCGUCUCGUAUCUCCAGCUCGAUCUAUUCAGUGAGGAUGAAUCGAAUGACAAUCCCAUUCACGCAGCGGAUGAGCAUAUCUUUUUGCACUAUUCGGCCAUACAUUGGACCACCCACUUCCGACACGCCGAAAUGCGGGCGGACUCAGAGCUUCUCCACCUGGUUCGGAAGAUCUGUAAGCCGGGGUCGAAAUGCGUCAACGAGUGGUUGAAGAUGUAUUGGCGAAACAUGAGCCAGGGAAGUAUGAUCCCGAAGAUGCUGAGAACCGAGCUUAUGGUGGCAUCAUAUUUCCAACUUGAGGAGUUUGCGGAAUUUCUACUCCGUGGGCCAGAUCCUUGUAUCGACCAUGAAGACCCGGAAAACGGCCGUACGGCCCUUUCCCUAGCCGCCGAAAACGGCAGCGAAGAAAUCGCUAGGAUGCUCAUUAAUCAUGGAGCACAAAAGCUCGACGCGCAAGACCGAAGGGGCAGUACGCCCUUGAUAUGGGCAGCGGAGUACGGGCACAUUGGAAUCGUCCGGCUCCUUCUGGGCCAGCAAAAGGGUAUCGAUUUUCACAAAUCCACCUUCAGCGAUCAUCAAACCGCGCUCUGGCAUGCUAUCAACAGAGGAUGUGAAGAUAUGGUUGCCCUCUUAUUAAAUAGCGGAGCCGAUGCCAUUCACAUGGCACCCUUUGGCGGGCCAAUGACAUUUGAUCGCCUGACACCACUUGCAUAUGCUGCCCGAAAUGGGUAUGAGGGCAUCGUCAAACUGCUCCUCCGGACCCCGGGUCUCGACCCCGAUGGCCGAGACCCUUUGAACCGCUCACCCCUGUCAUUCGCAGCCGAAGCCGGUCAUUUUCCAGUGGUGACCCUUCUCACAAACACACGCGCCGUGGACUUGGAUGCCAAGGAUAAGCUGUUUGGCCGAACGCCUCUUCUUUGGGCUGCCGUUCACGAACACGAGGCAGUGGUCGAGCACUUGGUAGACGCCGGUGCUACAGACAUUGAAUGUGCAGGGCAAUCACCUAGUCGAACUGCAUUAUCCUACUAUUCUGAGCGCGGAAACACGGCACUCGUAAAACUCCUACUAGGAACAGGACUAGUGGACCCCAACUCCCAAUCGACCGGAGGAAGGACUCCGCUUUCCUAUGCCUGUGAGCAAGGGCAUGGAGCUAUUGUUGAGCUCCUUCUGGGCACUGGCAUAGCAAACGCCAACUCCCAGUCGAAUUACGGCCGAACUCCGCUAUCCUAUGCUUGUGAAGGGGGGCAUGUAGAUAUAGUGCGCCGGCUCCUUGCGCUUGAGGCAGUUGACCCGGAUCUUGCUGAUAGCGGCUACGGCCGGACGCCGUUAUCCUGGGCCGCGUCGAGGGGGCACAGAGAGGUCGCUCAGCUAUUGCUUGAUACAAAAGCCGUUGACUUGGGCUCGAGGGAUGUGGCGUACAAGCGAACGCCCGCCAUGUGGGCUGCAGCGAAUAACCACGACAAGCUCGCACAUUUGCUAAAGCAUCCAGACCCCGAGGAGGACAAUCAAGUUCUCACACUGCCAACCACAUAG